Adelges cooleyi (spruce gall adelgid) is the source of this 1761-nucleotide messenger RNA. RefSeq names its product phenylalanine--tRNA ligase alpha subunit (gene alpha-PheRS). Gene Ontology annotation, cellular component: cytoplasm; cytosol; phenylalanine-tRNA ligase complex. Gene Ontology annotation, molecular function: tRNA binding; ATP binding; phenylalanine-tRNA ligase activity. The coding region runs from base 199 to 1662 and encodes 487 amino acids. The transcript has 3 exons. NCBI's taxonomy places the organism in Eukaryota, Metazoa, Arthropoda, Insecta, Hemiptera, Adelgidae. Gene Ontology annotation, biological process: phenylalanyl-tRNA aminoacylation. The record is from RefSeq and is a predicted model, not a curated record.
UAAUCCGGCCUGUUCUGUGCUAAAACCACAGAUAUAUAUAUAUUAAUAGUAAUAUAUAUUUGUGGCUAAAACGUCGACGUAUGCGUAUCACUUUCAUGAACCGUGAACGGUGAAGACUGUGGUGUGGUUUUUGCCUUUUGGCCAUAAUAUAGACUACAACGACCGUCGGAAGUCGUUACGUGAGGUUAUAUCUUUAAAAUGGAUACGAAACAACUGUUGAAUCAACUAAAUGCUAAAAAUGUAGCAAAUACAUUCGAUUUGGCAAAAGAAAACAACAUUGAUCAUCAAAAAGUGAUUGGUGCUGUAAAUAGUAUACUAGCACUAAACAACAACAUUAUUUUUGCUGAACCUAUAACAAGCAAAUGUUGGGAACUGACUAGUGAAGGAGAAUCAGUUAUAUUACAUGGCAGCUAUGAAGUUAAUGUUUUUAAUGCAAUUCCAUCUGAUGGUAUAGCUCAAAAAGAGUUGAUGCAAUUGUCAAAUGCUAAAAUCGGGUUUAGUCAAGCAAUGUCCAAGGGGUGGAUAGCUAUUGAUCGUUCAGCAAAUAAAAUUAUUAGGAAAAUCGAUUCCGUUUUAGAUCAAGUUAAAGAAGAUUUGACUAAAUUGAAAUUGAACUGUGAUGAAAUAGACAACUCAAUUAAACAAGAUUAUAAAAAAAGAAAGCUUAUUCGAGAAGUAGUCAUAAAAAGUUUUAAUUUAAGUAAAGGUCCAGAGUUUACAACAUCUAUUAUGAAACUUGAAACAGAACUUACACCUGAUAUGAUAUUGUCUGGUUCAUGGAAAACUACUGAAUUUAAAACUUAUAAUUUUGAAGCUUUAGGUCAAAUGCCAGCUGCAGGUUGUUUACAUCCUUUAUUGAAAGUGCGCGCAGAUAUACGCCAGAUAUUUCUUGAAAUGGGUUUUACAGAAAUGCCCACUAACAAUUUUGUCGAGAGCUCGUUCUGGAAUUUCGAUUCAUUAUUCCAACCUCAACAACAUCCUGCCAGAGACUCGCAUGAUACAUUUUUCCUAGAUGAUCCCAAAACUAGCGAAAACUUUCCUCAAGAAUAUUUGGAUAAAGUAAAAGAAGUACAUUCUAAAGGCGGUUAUGGUUCUCAAGGAUAUGGAUAUGAUUGGUCCAAAGAUGAAGCUAAAAAAAAUGUACUAAGAACUCAUACUACUGCGGUUAGUGCUCGAAUGUUGUAUGGUUUAGCCAAAAAUUUCAAACCAACUAAAUACUUUAGUAUCGACAGGGUAUUUAGAAAUGAAACAUUGGAUGCCACACAUUUAGCUGAAUUUCAUCAAGUUGAAGGAGUUAUAGCAGACUACAACCUAACAUUAGGAGAUCUAAUCGGUGUAUUAUAUAUGUUUUUUGAAAGAUUAGGAAUGACAGAAUUGAAGUUUAAACCAGCAUAUAACCCGUACACAGAACCUAGUAUGGAAAUAUUUUGUUACCACCAAGGAUUAGAAAAGUGGAUAGAAAUUGGAAAUUCUGGCAUGUUCCGACCAGAGAUGCUUUUACCAAUGGGUUUGCCGGAUAAAGUUAACGUCAUUGCAUGGGGAUUAUCACUUGAAAGACCUACAAUGAUAAAAUAUGGUAUUAAUAAUAUUAGGGAUCUCGUGGGACCUAAAGUUAACUUGCAAAUGGUUCAAAAUAAUCCAAUUUGUAGAUUAGAUAAAUGAAGUAUAUUUCUUACUAAAAAUAUGCAAUAUAGCAUUAAUAUACUAAAUUAUAAGAUUAUAUAAAUUAUUAAAUUUUAAAUAAAAUCUACAGAUAAUAAA